This is a messenger RNA of Penicillium canariense, 294 nucleotides long. RefSeq lists its product as uncharacterized. The coding region runs from base 1 to 294 and encodes 97 amino acids. The transcript has a single exon. NCBI's taxonomy places the organism in Eukaryota, Fungi, Ascomycota, Eurotiomycetes, Eurotiales, Aspergillaceae. The record is from RefSeq and is a predicted model, not a curated record.
AUGUUAUCUGUGGAGCGAUCUACUGGACCUUUCUGGAUAGAGGACGAAGAAGGUCCGAUGAGCGGACAUCUUCGUCGGGAUCGUGGCUGGAUGGAGGGUGAAGUGGACUAUCGGGGACAAAGCGCACGGCGUAUGGUUUAUUUCUUCAAGUUCAGAGAUGAGGCGGCGGAGCAAAACUACAAAGAUAAAAUCUGCAAGAUGAAAAGAACCCGCGAUGGACGAAUUAUCAUGAAUGCCAUUGAGACGUUCUUCGACAAUUUGGAAGAUCUGGGUAUGCUUGGGUACGAGUCCUAG